Molecule: messenger RNA, 1024 nt
Organism: Halteromyces radiatus
Lineage: Eukaryota; Fungi; Mucoromycota; Mucoromycetes; Mucorales; Cunninghamellaceae
Product: S-adenosyl-L-methionine-dependent methyltransferase
Exons: 3
Coding region: 59-934 (291 amino acids)
Biological process (GO): ubiquinone biosynthetic process
Molecular function (GO): 2-methoxy-6-polyprenyl-1,4-benzoquinol methyltransferase activity
Source: RefSeq, a predicted model, not a curated record
UUUUUUUUUUUUUUUUUUUUUUUACCUUUUAGGUUUCCUCAAAAAAAAUACAACAAUCAUGCUUUCAAGGACAAAACACAGUUUACAAAGUCGACUUUACGGCAUUACAACUAAACGACUUUUAACAACACAAGGAUUCAGUACAAUCGAUGCUGCUGAAGUAAAAAAGUUUAGUGAUAUUUCUGAACAAUGGUGGGAUCCUAAUGGUGAAUUCGGUAUGCUCCAACUAUUGAAUCCUCCACGCGUUGCUUAUGUCCGAGAUCGUCUCACUACAACAAAAACAGCAAAACCAUUUGAAGGAUUAAGAAUGCUUGAUAUUGGAUGUGGUGGUGGACUUUUAUCAGAGUCAUUAGUACGAUUAGGUGGAAAUGUAGUAGGUGCCGAUGCUUCUUCUGAUAAUAUUAAAAUGGCUAAACUUCAUGCUCGAAAAGACCCUCAGUUGUGGCGUGGACCAGGAAAACUAGAUUAUCGACAUACUACCGCAGAGGAUCUUUUGGCAGCCAAGGAACAAUUUGAUGUGGUACUAGCUAUGGAAAUCAUUGAACAUGUGAACCAACCAUUAGCGUUUUUACAAACAUGUGGACAGCUGACUCGACCUGGAGGUUCACUAUUUUUAUCUACCAUGUCGCGAACGCCCAUUGCAUACGGAUUGACUGUGUUUUUGGCUGAAAAGGUAUUAGGUGUCGUACAUGAUGGUACCCAUGAUUGGAGCAAGUAUAUCAAAAGUCAAGAAUUGAAGGAUGCUAUACUAUCUUUUGGUCAAGAAUGGCAAGUGGAUGAUAUACGUGGUAUUGCUUGGGAUCCAAUAUGUCGUCGAUGGGUGAUGAGUCAACGGAAUGGUGAUGUUGGAAUAGGGGGAUUCGAAUCUUUGGAGGUGAACUAUAUCAUGACUGCAAGACGCCGACAUCAAGAUGAUGAUGAUCUUAUCGUUUAGCUGUUAGCUGACUAUGAUUUUUUUAAUUUUUUUUUAUUAAAAUUUUAUGCCUUUUAUGAUAUACGCCCUUUUCUUUUCUUUUUUUUUUUU